AUGAGUAAUGAUAUUGGGAAAAUUCCUCUAGGCCCAAAGUGCUAUUUCAGUGUGGGACGGUGUUCGGGUUUUACGGGUGGUGCCAUACUCACAGGCAAAAGAACUACCAGAAGUUGAUACUUCCUCGAGGUUUUUUGGGAAAACAGCACUGCACUGGACAAUAUCUAAAGAGCAGCCAUGGAGGACGGCAGUGCUAACAAACCAAACGUUACACCAUUUUCGAUAACUGACAUACUGAACCGCCAGGACAUCCAAGGUAUAAAUAAUAACAGCUCAAGUCUCUGGGAGCGAAGAGUAGGUCUAGAUCAUCACCAAUUGCCAAGCUUUAUGCCAUCAUCACCAUACUUGCAUGGUCAUUAUAGUUUCCAGCCAUUUGUUCCGUGUGCGAAUUACACAGCAUAUCCUACACAACCAGUGGCAAGUUCAUCGAAAAAUACCACGCAGUCAAAAGGAAGUAACGACGAAGAAAGUACGGCCGAACGAUGCGAAGCUGCGAAGGAUCAAAACUCUCCUGAAAGAGAAAGCAACGACACCUCAACCUCGAAUCAACAACAGCAGACCAAACCGCGCAAGAAGAGAUCACGAGCGGCAUUUUCUAAUCAGCAAGUCUUCGAGUUAGAAAGAAGAUUUGGUCAUCAAAAGUAUCUAUCAGGCCCGGAAAGAGCUGACCUCGCAACAGCUUUAAAACUAACAGAAACUCAAGUAAAAAUCUGGUUUCAGAACCGAAGGUACAAGACGAAGCGCCGACAACUCGCGUUGGAGAUUUGUCCCCCAAGCGCAGCUAAAAAAGUUGCAGUAAGAGUACUCGUGCGCGAUGAUCAAAAACAGUACGACGAUUUGCCGCUUCCUACAUUACCUACAUUACCUAUUCCUUCAUAUAUGCCGAGUUUUUCUGCUGCAUAUGGACUGUGCUGUAUAGAUCCUACAGUUCAACCACACUUUCUAUAGCAGAGCUUCAUAUAUUCGUUCUGUUCUUUCACGUCAACACAUUUUGAUUGAAAGAAACAGAUUUAGAAGAUAUUACUGCCUAAUAUACGCACUGUAAGGCGCAGGAAAGAUCUAUGGGAAAUAUUCAAGUGUUGUAUUCCUCAGAUGAACACUCGAAUCAGUCCAGUUUUGAGAUAACUUUCAAUUUCUCUUCGCCACGGAAAUGUAUAACACUCAUGACAAGAGCAUAUUAAUGUGGAGUGGAUGGUUCUCCACAAGUUUACUUACUUCAUCAAUUUCGAUUGCUAGAGUAUUAGAUCUUUAAUUAACUCUAAUCCAAGAUUAGAAGUCGACAGAACCUUUGUAGUGUAGUUAGGAUUUAACUCUAGGUGGUUGAGUUUAGUUCAAUCGUUUGGAUUAGUAUAUAGGAUGAUGAGAUACCUGAAGUAGUCUGUACAAUAAACGAUCAUAGAUCACGGUUGUUGCUAGGUAAAGUAGUUCAUAAAUGUUAUCCCUCUCUGCUAAUUGAGUGUCGGCAUCUUAUCUCAAGUUUUCUCAUUUGGCUAGAUGACAGUUUUAUUCUCAAACAUCAUCGCAGGAAAUUAUUUAUAAAAGUAUUUUAGAGAGGGUAAGGUUAGGGUCCUAAGAAAGAAUCCGAUUUAUGUCUUAAGGGGGAAGAGACUGAUUAGAGCUCAAGAACUUAGCUGUCUCUCAAUAUGUACAUUAUGAAGUACAAAAAUUCGUGUUGAUUAUUUGAGUUUCUUUUCGAAGUACAGUAAAUCAAAGUAGUGAAAGAAAUCACUAUAUGAUUGUGCAUGUCAUUAUGACUAGUUGGAUCACAAUAAAGCAAAGCAUCACUAGA
Messenger RNA from Actinia tenebrosa (Australian red waratah sea anemone), 1789 nucleotides. RefSeq lists its product as uncharacterized. The record is from RefSeq and is a predicted model, not a curated record. Gene Ontology annotation, molecular function: RNA polymerase II cis-regulatory region sequence-specific DNA binding; DNA-binding transcription factor activity, RNA polymerase II-specific. Gene Ontology annotation, cellular component: nucleus. Gene Ontology annotation, biological process: regulation of transcription by RNA polymerase II; cell differentiation. Lineage: Eukaryota; Metazoa; Cnidaria; Anthozoa; Actiniaria; Actiniidae.